GCGGAGGCCAGAGAAAUACACACAGACAACACAGUGACACGCUGUGGGAUUGAGAGAAAGUCUCCAAAGGGUAAAAAGAAAGGUCAGAGAGAGUGAUAAAAGGACAAGGCAGAGGAGAACCGUAGAGCCAUACUGCGUAUUGUGAAGAGGAGGAGAAGGGAACUUAUUGAGACAAGGAGGUUUGGAGCAAGAGAUUUUAUGUCGGCAAGUUCUGAUUUGGCUGUUGUGUUUGGGGCUCCGCUGAAGCUCUGUUUCUCAUCUGUUUCUUCAUUUUCUGCUCACUGCAUGCGAAAAUCCCUCUGCUGUGCACUUCAGCAGAGCACCCACUUUUUCUUCCCAACUGUUUCGAUGCGUUUGAGGCCCAAAAGGACCUGUUCUGGAGUUGAGUGCUUUGGGGGUUAUCACAUAAAUCGAUUAUUCAAUAUUUUCUUGUUCUUGAGAGGUCCUCUGACUUAACAACUCCUUGAUUCAAAGCCCUUUGAUUUUCCUGUAACUUUUUUUUUCCUUUUCCUUCUGUUAUUUAAUUGAUUUGUUCCGGUGAGAGACGAUUUUGCGGGUAUUCUUUUUGAGGGGUUUUUGAGUGAGAAAGAAAUAUGCCGGAGCCUCGGAAACCAGUUCCAUUGAGUGAAGAAACUUUGAGCAGAAAGCCAAGAACCAGGCCUGAACCCGCUAGACCCAUGAGGAAAGUCCGAAUCAUUUGCAACGACCCGGAUGCUACCGACUCUUCUGAUGACGAGGGAGUGGGUGAAAAGAAGGUCAAACGCAUAGUUCGUGAGGUUUGUUUUCCAAUCGGAGACUCUUGUCGAGAGUUUAAACCUGUUGAAUCGGAGAGUUCUAUUCAGGACAGUAACAAUGGCGAGAAAAACCCCAAGAAAAAGAGGGCUUUCCCCUUGAUGGAAAGCAAGCCCAGUCCUGUUACGGGUAAAUACAGAGGCGUUCGGCAGCGCAAAUGGGGCAAGUGGGCCGCGGAAAUACGCGAUCCUAUCAAGCAUAAGAGGGUCUGGCUGGGUACUUACAACACUGCUGAGGAGGCAUCGAGAGCUUACGAACUGAAACGGUUGGAAUUCGAGGCUUUGGCUAACAGCGUGGACUCUUCAUAUGAGAAGAGUUCGAAUGAUGAUACUAACAGAACUGUUUGUUCUGUAGUGGUUUCUGAACAUGUUGAGAUCCUGAAGCAGCAGAAAGAAGCUGUUGUUUCUGCAUCUGAGGACUCUAGUGGAAGUGCAGCCUCACUCACUUCCCACACAUCUCCGUCAUCAGUGCUCGAAUUGGAUUCUUUAACAUCGGCUUUGGGAGUUAAUGAGAAGCGUGAGGAUGAGAAGGCUAACGAUGUGCCUUUACUUGAGAAGAAAGUAGUCAAUUCUGGUCUAAUGGACGAGGAACUAAUGGCAUUGGCACAAAUUGGAGGAGAGAUGGACUUGGAUUUUGAGCUCGAGUCGCUCAUGGUGGGCGAUGAUUUCACCGCAUCAUUGGAUGACUAUGUUUGCGACUUUGAGGAUUUGCCUAUUUGUGGGCUUGAAGACACCGAUGAGCCGAGCGCUUUGCCGGAUUUUGACUUUGACUUCAACUUGGAGGCUUGCAACGAAGCCCUUGCAUGGAUGGAUGAUACACCACCUCUGAUGAAUGGAGCACCACCCCUCAAUAUAGCAUGCCCAUGAGUUUUGCAGCUAGUAGAGUUAUCUUAUUAAUAUUAGUAUUUAAGUUAUUACAUAGAGUGUUCUCUUCAAGAACUGGACAAUUUAGUCUUGAGGGUUUUUUUAAAGAGCCUGUUUGCUUGUUAAGGGAGAUUUUUGUGCGAGGGAUGACGGAGUUUGAAGGUUCCUUUGGGUUUUCUUGUGCUGUUAGAGCCGUCCAAGGGGGGCUUCAAGCUCUGUGGUUUUGCUGUUGCAGAUUUUGCUUAUUACUGUGUUUUGUCCCUCUUCCCUCUCUAUCUUAUUGAUAUAUAUAUGUGAGAUGUAAUGAAUUUCAUGUUUUAUGCA
Sesamum indicum (sesame) is the source of this 1979-nucleotide messenger RNA. RefSeq names its product ethylene-responsive transcription factor ERF118. Gene Ontology annotation, molecular function: DNA-binding transcription factor activity; DNA binding. Gene Ontology annotation, biological process: regulation of DNA-templated transcription. NCBI's taxonomy places the organism in Eukaryota, Viridiplantae, Streptophyta, Magnoliopsida, Lamiales, Pedaliaceae. The record is from RefSeq and is a predicted model, not a curated record.